AUGCUCGUCUUUAGUCGAAAGGAUCUCCCUGCGGACCCUGUCUUCCCUGCGGAUCUGAAGAAGCUGGGAUACUUCAUCAAUGGCAAAGACCAGAUCCGGAUGAUUACGGAUCCAGAGAAGGAGUUCCAGUACAAGAUCAACAAGCAUGAGCGCUGGAACGAUAUGCAGAGAGAGGCCAUGAACACAUGCAUCCGCAGCAUUGUCUCCUCUCGUCUCCACGAUCUUGGCCUCGUCACUCUACGCCUCCCACUAACUGCUAAACCCACCGAUUCCCACGUCCCAAUCCUAGUCUCCAAGAACAUAUCCUCCGCCUCUCGCGUCAUUGUUGUCUUUGGGGAACCUACACAGGAUCUUGGAGUCUGGGCUUACCGGACUAUCGGGCACGAGGGCAUCGAUGCCGGCUCGGCCGUUGCUUUUGCCCGGGCUGUUCUCGGCAAGAAAGAUGACACUGAUUCCACAAUUGACGCUAAUCCCAAGGCUACAAGCAAAGACUUGUCGACUACGGCCCUUGUCCUGGCAAACGCCGGCCAAUUGGUCUGGCACUGCCGCUCCCGUCGAGCCAUGACUCUGGCAUCCUGGCCUUGCGUUCCCCGAGAAUCGGCUGUAGAUCCUCCUCCGGCCAUGACUCAUCGAAACAAGAUCCCUGGAAAUGAGAACUGGCAGGAACAUGUCAAUUACGUCUUUGAGGAGAUCCUGGCGGCUCGAGGACGGCUUGUUAGAGCGGAUGCGAAGAUUGGCAUCAUUGGACUGGUUGAUGGCGGAUUGGGUGCCAUCAGGUACUUGGCGAAUAAUUGGGAAUCAUGGCGUCCUUACAUCUCCGCCAUCUGCCUCUCAAAUCCCCUUCAUGUAGCUUCGAUUGAUUUCGGGGCCCAGAAGAACACGGAAGAUCCUUCAUCGUUUGCUUCCUUCAUCUCCUCGCGUUGCCGUGGCUAUAUGAUCUCGAACCAGCCCGUAGGCCUGCCUGUUGCCUCGCCCCAUGACCACGGGUGCAAUUGCUAUUCGUCCGGUGAGACACUCAAUAUCGAGUGCAUUAUGCCCCAGGCCUGGAAGAACAUGCUUGAGUGGCUCGAUCAGACCUUUACGGACCCGAACCACUGCGAGGCCAGAUUGGUGAUCAGGGAGUUUAGUGGGAACGGGCUCCCGGAAGGGUUUGUGGACGAGGAAGUGGAUGAAGAGGAUAAUUGA
This is a messenger RNA of Aspergillus sclerotioniger CBS 115572, 1185 nucleotides long. RefSeq lists its product as uncharacterized. Gene Ontology annotation, cellular component: nucleus. The transcript is spliced from 4 exons. Gene Ontology annotation, biological process: regulatory ncRNA-mediated heterochromatin formation. Gene Ontology annotation, molecular function: siRNA binding. Lineage: Eukaryota; Fungi; Ascomycota; Eurotiomycetes; Eurotiales; Aspergillaceae. The coding region runs from base 1 to 1185 and encodes 394 amino acids. The record is from RefSeq and is a predicted model, not a curated record.